Molecule: messenger RNA, 1794 nt
Organism: Rana temporaria (common frog)
Lineage: Eukaryota; Metazoa; Chordata; Amphibia; Anura; Ranidae
Gene: FUZ
Product: fuzzy planar cell polarity protein
Exons: 11
Coding region: 202-1449 (415 amino acids)
Biological process (GO): vesicle-mediated transport; non-motile cilium assembly
Source: RefSeq, a predicted model, not a curated record
CAUCUGCGCCCUCGUGUGGGCGCUCGCCGCAGGUUCCUCCCACCGCCGGCUGGCAACACCACGUUCACGCCCCCCUUUGUUGCCAAGCGACGGCUUCGUGCAGCGCUGGCGUCUUUUCCCGGCGUGCACCGGGCGCAAGAUGGCGGCUAGGUGCUGUGUGAUGAAGAUAAUGAGGAGAAGUGAAGAGGAGAUGUGAGAGGGAUGGAGGAGUCGUCUGUCUUCCUUCUGUGCCUGACGGCCAGCAGCGGGGUGCCCCUGUAUUGUCGCAGCAAGAGCAGCAAACAGCUGACUUUCUCUGUGAUUGGAUCACUCAAUGGCGUGCACAUGUUUGCAAAUAACCAAGAGGUGCUGCUAACUUCUACACGUACAGAGAACAGCAGAGUGCUCUGGAGAACCUUCCAUGACAGCAUCAAUCUGAUAGUGAUGUCAUGUGAUAGCAAUGCCAGUGACCACUCGCUGAACAAACUUUUGGAGAAUGUAUUUAGUGCUAUGGUUCUUGUAAUCGGGCUGGAUGACCUCAUGAAUAUAAAAAAUGUGGAACGGCUAAAGAAAGAUUUUCGGGCUUGUUACAAGUUGAUUGACAGCUUCUUAACUGAAUCUGAGAAGAUGGGAGACCUAACGCAAUGUGUAGACUGUGUCAUCGCUCAUGACGCGGCUAUUCUCCAGGAGUGCCUUGAUGGUUUUACACAGGCAGCGGAAAGUGAGUUUGGCUGCCUUCUGACUGGAGGGAAGGUGGUGGUGGCCACAGAGAAGUGGUGGAGGUUGGCAUCCCAAGAUGCGAUGUUGCUUUGCUGGCUGGUUUCCUCUUUGUCUCCACAUUCAUCACGAGAUUACCCGGUGUAUCUACCCCAAGGGAGCCCUACGGUUCCACACAGACUUCUCACCUUCCAGUUGGUUCCUGGUGUGGAUGUUUGUGUCCUUUGUGGCCCCAGUCCAUCUCUGCAAAAAGUUGAGUCCGAGUUGGUAGAAAGAUUUUGGAAGCCUGUUCUGGAUCCGAUUAAAUCCUGUUUAAGAGUGCAGCUGAGAUCGUUCCCAGCCUCUGUUCCAUUACACCAUGGGAUUCUGGGCAUCUUGCUGGUAAAUCAGGAUUUGAAUAAAAGUUUAUAUACUGUGCAAGUUCAUCCUACUGAGGAGAUGCAAAGAUCAGAUAUGAAAUGUAUACUGGAACAGCGGCGGGCAGCUCUUCGUUCAUUUUAUACUCUUGCCAUGUCACGUUAUUUCCGUCCAGACCACCAAGAUGGGAAAACUCAGUAUGAGGAAUCCUUUCCAAUGGGAUUUAGCCAUCGUGCUCACCAAUGCUACACCGUCUCCAGCAGCCACAAGUGCUACGCCAUGAAGACGGAUCUGCACCUUCUGUUCCUUCUCUUUAAAACGGAUGUGCCUACGUUUAGCAUGCGGGCCAUUGCUAAUAAAACCAUGCAAGUGUUUACCAAAGACUUGACUUUUUGACAAACUGACCUUGUAGAUAAUAAACUGUGGCUACAACAUCACGUUUCAUAUGCAGAGAUAUUCCAGGAAUUACUUGUUGUGAUCCGUGUACAGCAUGACUGUGUAAAGACACCUGUUAUUUAACUUUACAUAUCUAUAGAUUAUAUUUAUUUAACAUUGUAUGACGAAAUCGUAAAGCUUCCCAGUGACGGUAAUUGCUGUAAUAAAUGAACCCAGAAAGAGUUCAAUUAAGUUCAGUGUCUGUAUGCAUGCAUAUAUAUGUGUAGGAUGAAUGUAUAAAAAAAGAUUUUUUUCUGGUUAAAUUGUAUUUUAUAUACCUCGAAGGAGUUGAUUAAAGUGUAAUUU